Messenger RNA from Boeremia exigua, 1790 nucleotides. Its product is annotated as transmembrane amino acid transporter protein-domain-containing protein. Gene Ontology annotation, biological process: amino acid transmembrane transport. The transcript is spliced from 4 exons. Gene Ontology annotation, cellular component: vacuolar membrane. Bases 252 to 1685 code for a protein of 477 amino acids. The record is from RefSeq and is a predicted model, not a curated record. Gene Ontology annotation, molecular function: amino acid transmembrane transporter activity. NCBI's taxonomy places the organism in Eukaryota, Fungi, Ascomycota, Dothideomycetes, Pleosporales, Didymellaceae.
GGCCAAUGAGAUAUCUAGGAGGCUUCAUGCACCAUUUUAAGGUCUGCAAUUCCGAUCCAGGCGCCCGGCGCGGCCGGGUCUGUAAGCACGCCAUUAUUCUCAGCUCGGGUAUCCUGAUUAACAGGUAGACGCGUGGUAUGUAGCAGACUUUGCACGUAGAACACAAAGUACUUGAAUCUAACCCCUCCCCACAUCAUAUGAACCAACGUUUGGAUUAAAUUCGUGGAUCCAUCCUUAUUUCUACGUCGAGCAUGUCCACCAUGGCCGAUCGCAACAAUGAAGAUAUUGUCAAGGUUCAUUCCAAGGUCUACGACACCGAAGCUCAAGUCUCAGACAACGACAGCGCGACCUAUAUAAUUGACGCUCUCGUUAAUGAGGAUCAUGAACAUGACAUCAAACUUCGCACGAUGACAUGGCAACGAGCGGCCUGGUUGCUUGCUGGCGAUCAAGUAUGUCUUGCAAUCAUGGCACAAUCUUGGUCGCUUUCGGUCCUUGGUUGGGUCCCUGGGCUCAUUACUAUGAUCGUAGCUGGGGUGCUCUUCUACAUCACUUCAUUGACGAUGCACAAGUUCAUCAUGAAGCACCCACAGAUCAAAGAUAUCUGCGACUUUGGCUAUUACGCUUUUGGGAAGAGCAAGAUUGCUUAUGAAUUCACCGCAGUCAUGCUGCUUCUUAAUAACAUCAUGCUGAUUGGCUUUCACAUUCUCACGGGCGCGAAGGUUAUAAACACCCUAUCGGAUCAUUCGAUGUGUACUGUGACGUUCUCAGUCAUCGUAACUAUCAUGGGUGUUAUUAUGUCCUUACCCAGAACGCUCAACAAUGUCUCUUUCAUGUCCAUGUUCUCUGCGGCAUGCAUGGGAAUUGCCAUCCUCCUCUUCUUGAUAUUUGCUGGUAUCGAGGACCAUCCGUUGUACGGAUACAACGGCGUCUAUCCAAAGGCUGGCCUUGUUCAUACGUACGCAUUCCCGCUCAAGGGUACGACUUGGGUUGCUGCGAUGAACGCUGUUCUCAAUAUCACCUUCUUAUGGGUUCCUCAGAUUCUCUUUCCCACUUUCAUCGCCGAGAUGGAGAAGCCGCAGGAUUUUCCGAAGGCCCUAGCAGUUCUUGCCGGGAUUUCCGCAAUCCUCUUCAUCGUUCCUCCUGCGAUUGGAUUCCACUAUCUGGGACAAUACGCAACCGCGCCGGCUUUUGGCAGUCUGGGUACUGUUGUGUACAAGAAGGCCUCGUUCGCGUUUGUCAUUGUUCCUACACUCGUCAUUGGUGUAAUCUAUGCUAAUGUCAGUGCCAAAUUCCUUUACGGCCGAAUUAUGGGGAGAAGCCGUCAUGCGCACAGCAACACUGUAAUAGGCUGGGCUGUAUGGAUUGCCGUGAUGACAGCAAUCUGGUUCAUCGGAUUCGUGUUUGCCGAGGUCAUCCCUUCUAUGGGUGAUUUUCUCAGUCUUCUAGGUGCCGCUUUUGACUCAUUCUUUGGGUUCAUCUUCUUCGCCGUCGCAUACUGGCAACUGUACAAAGGCAGAUUGUUCAACAGCCUCGCACGAAGCGUGAAGACAAUCACACAUGUAUUCAUCAUGCUUUGUGGUCUAUUUCUGCUCGGGCCAGGACUGUAUGCUGCAAUUGAAGCCAUCAUUGACGAUUACAGUGGAGCUGUCAAGCCAGCUUUCUCGUGUGCAAAUGUAUCUAUAUAGGCAGAGAGGGCCCCUUUCCUGUGUUGGAAUAGAGACUGUGUCUAUGACUCUCGUUAAGAUUCACUCGUGUACUAAACCUAUAUAAUAAGUGCACUUCCAAAAGCG